This is a messenger RNA of Closterium sp. NIES-67, 1405 nucleotides long. NCBI's taxonomy places the organism in Eukaryota, Viridiplantae, Streptophyta, Zygnematophyceae, Desmidiales, Closteriaceae. The record is from the annotation of a GenBank genome assembly.
ACCAACACACUGGUGGCUGGUCAUUCCUCCAUUUGCUCGUUCAGCGAAACGCUCAGGCUUGCAGCGGAAUCAUGCGGACCGUAUUUUCCGGUGAUGGGAGGACACUGCGGGAAAGGGUAUGCCUAAAACUCACGGAAUUUGCCGCUGUUGCGAGCAAGUCUUUUCGCUCACCAUUGCAAAUGCGCAGGUGAUGGAUGCGAUAUUCCCCUCAAGAACAAAAUGUUUCCACAAGACGAACCUGGAGAGUGUGUCGUCUGUCUAUUCGAGCCUAGCUGGCUUCUUCCCGACAGUGAGCUCGCUGGAGGCAUCAAUUUCAAGACUCUCGAAGUCACUAGACGGUAAAGUAAAGCAGCCCGCCUGAGUCUCCUUCUGGAGAGAAAGGCUCUAAUGGUGUUCAUGUUCCAGGCGUCUUUGAAGCAUCCCUCUCAGGGACCGCCGUUGAGCUUCCAGAGAAGCCAGGACCCACUGUUGUCUUGAAGGUUACAGAAAACGAGAAUCACGGGCAGUCUAUGUCCUCCCUACAUGAGGCGUCUGCACCUAGUGAAUCGGAUAUGGAUACGAAGGGUUCCUCGACGCUUUUCUUUACCGACCCUUCUCUUUCGUCCGCCAUAGAGACUUUGAGGUUGCAGCUGGGUUCCGAUCUGUUUCAUGCAGCUCUCGUACCUCUGCGAACUUGGAAGGAAUCUUUUGGUGCGCUUCCGGUAAGGCCUUCAGACAAGUUUAAGAAGCAACAGCUGUCUCUUUUGAUUGAUCAAGGGAAUGUUGACUUACAGGGGAAACUCAAGCUCCUGGAAGCUCAUGCGUAUACUCACGACCUAAACCGUUAUCGUCAUAGCAUCCUUGUCCAACGGAAGUGCUUCUAUAAGGGCAGCAAGGCGGCCGAACAGAGGCUCCUAAGGCUGGAAGCGGUAAGCCUUUUUUUGGUUCAUGUUGUGUUUGAAGGUUGUGCCACUUGCCAUGACCAUGGUUGCCUCGCAGAUCCUGCAACAAGCUGAAAUGAAGAUGCGAGCGAGCAGAGUGGCCUUUCUUACGCUUGAACGUGGUCUUCUUGAGGACAUGGAACUCCUUUUGGCUGAAGCUCGGCGAAUGCCUUCUCUCCUGACCCAGGUGUGCGGCACAUGUAGCGAAUCUCUGAAGCAUCUGGAAAGCCUUGGUCAGACCAUGGAUCAUACGGACUCAGAAGUUAAACGCCAUUCACGUCAGAUUCCUUGAGGUAACUGAGGGAAACUACUCUCUCGUCAAUGCUGCAUACUAGUACGGGAUUGACGUGUCAAUGCUUCGGUACUUGGAUGUGUAAUAUUCUGCUUGAUUUACAAAAUUCAGACAAGCUUUUCUCUAAGCAGACGUUUGAAAUCAUCCCUCCUGUUUUAGCUCAUUCCACCCCAUAACUAAUUUCCCUUUAUUC